Molecule: messenger RNA, 947 nt
Organism: Macrosteles quadrilineatus (aster leafhopper)
Lineage: Eukaryota; Metazoa; Arthropoda; Insecta; Hemiptera; Cicadellidae
Product: chromobox protein homolog 1-like
Exons: 3
Coding region: 132-743 (203 amino acids)
Biological process (GO): negative regulation of transcription by RNA polymerase II; chromatin organization
Cellular component (GO): nucleus; pericentric heterochromatin
Molecular function (GO): chromatin binding
Source: RefSeq, a predicted model, not a curated record
ACGCCGUUGUUUUGUUGUUGGCGGUUUGUAGAGAUUCUCCAUCGUCCGAUCUUCCAUCAUUCCAUUUCCCGACAUUUUACCUUUCGAAUUUACGUUACGCUGAUUAAACUGAUCAACAGAUUAUAAUCACGAUGCCGAAAUCAAAGGCCUCUGCAUCUCCCGACCACAACUCCUCUGGAGCAGAGGAAGAAGAGGAGUACUCGGUAGAAAAGGUAUUGGACAAGAGGAUUGUUAAGGGUAAGGUUGAGUAUUUCCUGAAAUGGAAAGGUUACCCAGACAGUGAAAACACAUGGGAACCACAUGAGAACCUGGAUUGCCCAGACCUUAUUAAAGAAUUCGAGGACAACUUAAAGAAGAAGAAGGAAGAGAAGCCUUCGGUUUCCGGUCCAGCAAAGAAGAAAGCUAGACCAUCCACGUCCUCCACUCCAUCAAACAAGGAAAACAAAAGGGAAAGGAAAGAUGAUAAGGAUGAAGACGCGCCCAAACCCUCAAAACAAAAAAAGGUGGACACUGAGUCUGAAGCGCCAAAGGGAUUUUAUAAGAAGCUAGACCCAGAGAAGAUCAUAGGAGCAACGGAUUCGAGUGGAGAGCUCAUGUUUUUGAUUAAAUGGAAAGGGACUGAUGAGGCUGAUCUUGUGCCCGCCAAACAGGCUAACCUAAAGUGUCCGCAGAUUGUGAUACAGUUCUACGAGGAACGGCUCACUUGGCACACAUCUCCCUCUGACGAAAACAAGGACUCAUAAGUGUUCUUUUAUGUACCAUACGUUUUUAAAUCCUUAACUACUAGAGCUAUCGUUAAUUUUCCUAGUAUACACAAUUUAAAGCAGUACCAGUGUAUAUUACUGCAAGAAACUAUUUGUUUACAGUAUUUUGUAUUGUGUGUGUGACUCAAGUUCUUCAUAAACAGCUCUGAGAAAUUGUUCAAUAAACGGAUUUCAAAUUUUGUA